Messenger RNA from Choloepus didactylus (southern two-toed sloth), 2474 nucleotides. It is a transcript of the gene ANKMY2, whose product is annotated as ankyrin repeat and MYND domain containing 2. The record is from RefSeq and is a predicted model, not a curated record. The coding region runs from base 186 to 1511 and encodes 441 amino acids. The transcript has 10 exons. Lineage: Eukaryota; Metazoa; Chordata; Mammalia; Pilosa; Megalonychidae. Gene Ontology annotation, molecular function: protein binding.
UUCGCCCGAGCUCGCCCGCUGCCUGCCAGCCCGCGGGAGGGAGGAGAGCAUUCCAGCGUUUCCGCCUUUGGGUGCUCUGUUCCCUUCUCUCAAGUUGCCUCUGCUGCUGACAUUCCUAACGCAGACACAUUGUUUCCUUGUUAUACUUGCAAAGAAACAGAAUAACCGUCAAGCUGGCGGGAGCAAUGGUUCACAUAAAGAAAGGCGAGCUGACACAGGAAGAAAAGGAGCUGCUGGAAGUCAUUGGGAAAGGUACUGUCCAAGAAGCUGGAACACUAUUAGCCAGCAAGAAUGUUCGUGUCAACUGUUUAGAUGAGAAUGGAAUGACUCCUCUAAUGCAUGCUGCCUACAAAGGAAAAGUUGAUAUGUGUAAAUUACUCUUGCGACAUGGAGCUGAUGUAAAUUGUCAUCAACAUGAACAUGGAUACACAGCCCUCAUGUUUGCUGCACUUUCUGGUAAUAAAGACAUCACAUGGGUAAUGUUGGAAGCUGGUGCUGAGACUGAUGUUGUCAAUUCUGUAGGAAGAACAGCUGCUCAGAUGGCAGCCUUUGUGGGUCAACAUGAUUGUGUGACUAUAAUCAACAAUUUCUUUCCUCGAGAGAGACUGGAUUAUUACACUAAACCCCAGGGACUGGAUAAAGAGCCAAAACUAUCCCCAAAGUUGGCAGGUCCACUGCACAAAAUCAUCACCACUACAAAUCUUCAUCCUGUCAAGAUUGUGAUGCUCAUAAAUGAGAAUCCCCUGCUGGCAGAAGCAGCAGCCCUGAAUAAGUGCUACAAGGUGAUGGAUUUGAUUUGUGAGAAAUGUAUGAAGCAAAGAGACAUGAAUGAAGUAUUGGCUAUGAAAAUGCAUUAUAUCAGCUGUAUCUUUCAGAAAUGCAUUAAUUUUUUAAAAGACGGAGAGAAUAAACUGGACACUCUGAUCAAAAGCUUGUUAAAAGGUCGAGCAACUGAUGGCUUUCCGACCUAUCAAGAAAAGUUCAUUAGAGAAAGUAUCAGAAAAUUUCCUUACUGUGAAGCUACCCUCCUCCAACAGCUGGUGCGAAGCAUUGCUCCUGUUGAAAUUGGUUCUGAUCCCACCGCUUUCUCCGUACUUACCCAGGCCAUCACAGGUCAGGUGGGUUUUGUGGAUGUUGAAUUUUGCACAACCUGUGGAGAAAAGGGAGCAAGUAAAAGAUGCUCAGUUUGCAAAAUGGUAAUAUACUGCAAUCAAACCUGCCAGAAAACACACUGGUUUGCACAUAAAAAAGUCUGUAAGAAUCUAAAGGAUAUUUAUGAGAAGCAACAAUUGGAGGCUGCCAAAGCAAAGAGUCAAGAGGAGAACAAUGGCAAACUUGAUGUCAAUUCUAACUGUGUUAACGAAGAGCAGCCAGAGGCUGAAAUGGGCACAUCUCAAAAGGGUUCCAGUCCUAAAGAUUCUGUGGAAGAGGAGAAAGCGUCUCUUCAGAGUGAUGCUGGGUUGGGAAAGCUACAGGAUGUUCCUGCAGGUCCACAGGUAUCUGAGGAGUAAGAGUGCCAGCUCAGAUGAGCCUCACCCUGGCAGGUGGCUGGAGACUCACGUGCUCACGUCCUCAUUGCAUAGUGACACCUGCACUGCACCGUGGCGGGAUUCCACAUUUCGUACAAUAGACGCUUUCAAGAAAAGCUCACUUUGCUGUGCCCUAAUUUACGUUCUAUAAUCAGACGAAUAUUCCUAUGGAAAAAUUUUUUUUUCAAAGUAUAGGAAAAAACAUAUCUAUUCCUUUCUGAGUCCUGCUUUGCAGCAAUUGUUCUCAAAGGAAAAUAAAUCCCUUUAAGAAAUGCAGGCUCUAGGGAACAAAGGGGCAAGCAGAACAGGUGCAGGAGAGGAGACUUUGGGGAAGAAAAAUGUGAUAGCCACAGAUAUGGGUAGUUCAAAGAAUCAUAACUUACAUGUGAAUAAAAUACAUUUAAAUCUUAUUUGCAGUAACAACGUUCUACUUAUUAAGGUGCAAUGUGAUGAAGAAAAUCUACAUGUUAAAGGAUCUUUGAUGUAGUCUAGCCUAUGAUAGUUUUAUAGAGAAACUAUUCUGAGCAAUCUGAACUUGAUGUAGCUCCUACAGUGACUUUUUAUCUAUAAUAUUUGUAUCUUCAGAAAUGUCAGAUCCCUCAGAAGAAACUAAAGCAUAGCCUGGGUUAUCUCAGCAUGUGUAUUUAAAAAGAUGAGUCAUGAGAUUUUUUAAUUAAAUAAUUGCUAAGCAUACAAUUAUUAUAAAACUAAUUUGUGUGCCAUAGUCCCAUCUGAGAGGUUGUUGUCUUUCUGUAAGCUUUUCAUGUGGCUUUUCCUGUCCAGAACCUGUAUAGCUGUCAUUGAGAGAAUGCUCUAGCAUCAGUUUUUAGAGUAUGCAGAAUUUAAACAGAACUAGAGUGUGUGGUAUCUGAUGAUACUACUGUGUUUCAGAGUUUCUUGUGUUGAUUAUCAAAUAAAUUGUGCCUACUAAUAUAACGACUCAAA